UCUUUGUAAUUUAUUACAUAUUUGUGAAUGAGUUAAUAUGAGUUGAGCUGAAUUGAACGCAAUGUUGUUGAUUUUCACAAUAAUGUUUUCUGUGUAUCUUCUCUUUGUAAUGUAUUAUAAUUUGUGGAUGAAUUGAGCAAUUUUUUUAUUUUUAUUUUAAUCAAUUUAUUUCUGCAGGAAGUGAAAGAAAACUUCAUGCGAGCCAGCUCAGAGGCAGCGGCCGCGUUUGGUAACGGGGCCAUGUUCAUUGAGAAGUUUGUGGAGCGGCCACGCCACAUCGAGGUGCAGCUGCUGGGAGACACGGCCGGAAACAUCGUGCAUCUCUACGAGAGAGACUGCUCUGUGCAGAGGAGACAUCAGAAGGUCGUCGAAAUCGCCCCGGCUCCGCAUUUGGACCCUGCUCUCCGUAAGAGAAUGACAGACAGUGCGUUGAAGCUCGCAAGACAUGUGAAAUACUCGAACGCAGGAACAGUCGAGUUUUUGGCUGACGGAGAGAAUAACUUCUACUUCAUUGAAGUCAACGCUCGUCUUCAAGUGGAGCACACCGUUACUGAAGAAAUUACUGGUAUCGAUCUGGUACAAUCGCAGAUCAAGGUGGCAGAAGGCAUCACCCUUCCGGAGUUGGGACUGACCCAGGACAAGAUUGUUCCCCAGGGUUAUGCCAUCCAGUGUCGUGUCACCACUGAGGACCCCGCCAAGAAUUUCCAACCUGAUUGUGGAAGAAUUGAGGUGUUCCGUAGCGGAGAAGGUAUGGGUAUCAGAUUGGACAGUGCAUCGGCGUUUGCCGGAGCCAUAAUUUCGCCCUACUACGAUUCGCUGCUGGUGAAGGUGAUUGCCCAUGCGGCCGACCUGCAGGCGUCCUGCUCCAAGAUGAGUCGAGCACUCAGAGAGUUCCGUGUCAGAGGAGUCAAGACCAACAUUCCGUUCCUGCUGAACGUGCUUGAGAACCAGAAGUUCAUGACAGGCGCCGUUGACACGUACUUCAUCGACGAGAACCCACAGCUGUUCACCUUCCAACCGAGCCAGAACCGAGCUCAGAAACUGCUCAACUACCUGGGCUCAGUUCUGGUCAACGGACCUUCAACACCCCUGGCCACCGCUCUCAAGCCGGCUGAGGUCAAUCCUCCCAUUCCUGCCAUUUCCACUGAUUACAGCAAAAUUGAACCGAAUGAGGAUGGAGAGGUUUUAGUACCAGCCCCACCCAGAGGCUUCAAGGACAUCCUGAGAGAAGGAGGUCCCGAGGCGUUCGCCAAGGCGGUGCGUCAACAGAAAGGCCUGAUGCUGAUGGACACCACCUUCCGUGACGCCCAUCAGUCACUACUAGCGACACGUGUCAGGUCACGUGACAUCCUAAAGAUAUCGCCCUUUGUCGCGCACAGCUUCAACAACCUCUACUCGCUCGAGAACUGGGGUGGCGCUACUUUCGAUGUCGCUCUUAGGUUCCUUCACGAGUGUCCUUGGGAGAGGUUGGAAGACAUGAGAAAGCUGAUCCCCAACAUUCCGUUUCAGAUGUUGUUGCGUGGAGCCAACGCUGUUGGUUAUACCAACUAUCCCGAUAAUGUUGUGCACAAGUUCUGCGACCUGUCAGUCCAGGUUGGCAUGGACGUAUUCAGGGUUUUCGACUCGCUGAACUACCUGCCCAAUCUGUUCCUGGGUAUGGACGCAGCUGGUAAGGCGGGAGGAGUGGUGGAAGCCGCUAUCUCCUACACAGGAGACGUGUCCGACCCCAACAAGAAGAAGUACGACCUCAAGUACUAUGUCAACCUUGCUGACGAAUUGGUCAAGAAUGGCACACAUGUGCUCUGUAUCAAGGACAUGGCCGGUCUGCUGAAGCCAGCGUCGGCCAAGCUGCUGAUCACGGCACUUCGUGACAAGCACCCGGAUGUGCCGAUCCACGUGCACACUCACGACACGUCAGGCGCGGGUGUGGCCUCCAUGCUGGCCUGUGCUGAGGCGGGUGCCGACGUGGUCGAUGUCGCAGUCGACAGCAUGAGUGGCAUGACGUCACAGCCCAGCAUGGGAGCUGUCGUCGCCUCGCUACAGGGAUCCGAAUUGGACACCAACUUGAAACUGUCCGACGUUUCAUCUUACUCAGCCUACUGGGAACAAGCCAGACAAUUGUACGGACCAUUCGAAUGCACCACCACCAUGAAAUCUGGAAACGCUGACGUGUACAUGAACGAGAUCCCCGGAGGUCAGUACACCAACCUGCAGUUCCAGGCUUACUCUCUCGGAUUGGGAGAGUUCUUCGAGGAUGUGAAGAAGGCCUACAGGGAAGCCAAUUUGCUGUUGGGUGAUAUUAUCAAGGUGACCCCGUCGUCGAAAGUGGUAGGAGACCUGGCUCAGUUCAUGGUGCAGAACAACCUGAAGAGCGAGGAUGUGCUGGAGAAGGCAGAGGACCUCAGCUUCCCCAAGUCGGUGGUUGAGUUCCUGCAAGGUGCCAUUGGUGAGCCAUACCAGGGCUUCCCUGAACCACUCAGGUCUAAGGUAUUGAAAGACAUGCCACGCAUCAAGGGCAGGCCGGGCGCUAGCUUGGCACCUCUGGACUUCGACAAGUUGAAGAAGGACUUGCAGGAAAAGCAUCCCCGUGCCACAGACCGUGACGUCAUGAGCUCGGCUCUCUACCCACAGGUCACUGACGAGUACCUCACCUUCAAGGAGACCUACGGACCCGUUGACAAGCUCGACACCAGGAUAUUCCUCGUCGGACCCAAAGUUGGAGAGGAGUUCGAGGUAACAAUUGAGAAAGGAAAGACACUGGCAAUUAAGACCCUUGCGAUGGCCGAAGACCUCACACCAAACGGAGAGAGGGAAAUCUUCUUCGAAAUGAACGGUCAGCUGCGAUCUGUAUUCAUCAGGGAUAAGGAAGCUUCAAAGGAAAUCCACCUGCACCCUAAGGUCGACAAGAGCGCCAAAGGUCAGGUGGGUUCACCGAUGCGAGGCACCGUCAUUGAGGUGAAGGUCAAGGUUGGCGACACUGUCGAGAAGGGUGCCGCCCUUGUUGUGUUGUCAGCCAUGAAGAUGGAAAUGGUCGUGCAAGCUCCCAUUGCCGGAAAAGUCAAGUCGAUCGACGCCCUGGUUGGCAUGAAACUGGAGGGAGAUGACUUAGUGGCUACCAUUGAGUAAAUACAGUGAAUACUACCAUCGAGUAAAUCUUGUGAACAACGAUUUGUGGAAUGUACUUGAAUGUGACAUUAAUUCUUCAAACAAGAUCGGAGUGAAUGCAAAUGACUUAUGAGUUCAACAGGGGAAUGUGUUCUGAGAAUGUACACUGGUACAAAUUACUGAGAUAGAGGCUCAAUUUCCACCAUGAUGCAAAUGCUUGUCGGCUAUAGGUCUCACAUUCCUUAUAGAUUGUACCAUAGAGAAAAUAUAGCACAAUAUAGCUUAUACUAUAUUUUCUUUAUGAUUGUAAGAGUUUAAAUUGUUACUUGCACCUAUAGUUCAAAUCGGUGUAGGUAUGAUAUACAAAUAUAGUUUGUACUAUAGAUCCAAUUUUCAAUUGAGCAUUGAUGAUGAGCUUUAGAGUGAAAUAAUUACGAGAAAUGAACAAUUGGCAACUUAUUGUCAAUCGAUGAAACAUAAUGUAGUCGUACUGCCAAAGUACAUUAUACUUGAAUUAAUUAAUGUGUAUUUGAAUAGCAUAAAAGACUACGCCUUUUACGACUAUUAUGAUACAUAAUAAUUUAAUUAUAACAUUUGUUACGGUAUAUUAAUUUGUUCUGCCAAUUCAAGUAUAAUGACAUAUAUCACCAAUCAAUGUGAAUGAAUAUUAACUUCAUCACAGGGUCCGUUUGUACAGUCUCCAAUAUCAAGCAUCAAUUUAGAGAAGAUCUGGAAAAGUAUAAAAAAUAAUAUUUGCAACAAUUUUCUUUGCCUAUGAUGCAUGAUACUAAGUUUAAAACUGCAAUUACAAUUCUCGAACCAAAUAUAUAAUGUAGAUACUUGAAUGUGACAGAAUAUUGUACAUUGUAAUGUAUUAUUAAACCAUUCAUAGGUAAAAGGAAAACGAUGUUGAUGAAUUAUUUUGUAAAUAUAUUACUCUACUAGAUGUGCCAAAAAUGUAUUCAAUUCAAAUAGAUUUUUCUUAUUUAUUUACAGAAAAUGGUUGAAGGUAAGAAAUAGUUUUCCUCCAAAAAGAAAUAAGACAUAUGGGAAAGGCUUUUGUAUACUUUGAAUAGAAUGUUUAUUUGUAUCAAAUUAUUGUAUUGGAAGGUUAUCAUGGAUAGUGGUGUAUUGUUAUUCUAUUAGAUGAUAGGAACACUGUAUUUAUAUCAGAACAAACUCAUAUCCUUAGAAUAUAAAUUUAAAAAAUGGAUUAUGAAAUUUUCAAUGUCAUUUUCAGAAAUGUUUUCACUAUUUUUGUAUAUUUUUGUUGCUGUUGUAUAGAAAUGUGCAAUUUUAGUCUAGUGAUAAUAUUUAUUUUAAUUUUGGAUACCACAGUAAUCGUGUUUUGAAAAUACAUCUUAAAUAAUAAUUAUAGCGAUUUUACAUAUUGAUGAAUUUUAUUAAAAAAUAUUGUAGAGCUCACAAUUGUGUUCAAUCAAUAUUGAUUUGUAAAUUCUUUAUUUACUACUUUGAAAGACACAUUACUAUUUUCAUCUUCUUGUUACCCUAGGCCUUAUGGUUGUUAUGUACAGAAGCAAAAUUAUUUUUAUAAUAAAAUUAUUGUUAUUUCUUAGUGAUAA
Molecule: messenger RNA, 4688 nt
Organism: Nilaparvata lugens (brown planthopper)
Lineage: Eukaryota; Metazoa; Arthropoda; Insecta; Hemiptera; Delphacidae
Gene: PCB
Product: pyruvate carboxylase 1
Exons: 15
Coding region: 196-3126 (976 amino acids)
Biological process (GO): pyruvate metabolic process; gluconeogenesis
Cellular component (GO): cytoplasm
Molecular function (GO): ATP binding; pyruvate carboxylase activity; metal ion binding
Source: RefSeq, a predicted model, not a curated record